UUUUAGUUAAAGUCUGUGGGUAUCCAAAUCCAUCACUGACUUAAGAAUCUCUAUAAAGUCAUCAUCAAGAGAUCUCAGUCAGACGCAGCAUCUGCAAGCUAAAGAAUAAUGAAAUCACAUCAAGGAGUAGGAGUCAUUAGUUUCUAUUCUGUUGUAAUCUUCUUCGUGAAGAAAAAAUAAGACGAAACCGAAAGUUGAGUGGUGUUAGAGUUCCGGUAACAAAAAAAAUGGCCGCCGCAUUGAGAAAUCAAGUUUGGUGGAAUGUGGUUCCUUCCAUUUAUUGGAAUACAGGAGGACUAGGCUGGAAUCUGCGGGGAAGUAAGAGGAUCCAGCUUCAGCCACUCCCGGAUGAAGUUGCAGUGGAUAAUAAGGAACAAGUAGAGACCGACAUGAAGCAGGCUACUUUAAAUUAUGGAGCUUUUCGUCAUCAAUUGUUGUACUUGUAGUUCGUUAUUUACUUGGAGAACGAAAACGAUGAUCAUCUUUGAUGUUUUUACUUCAUCAGACAGUGGAAGAUAGUGAUCUUUGAGGUUGCAGUUAGUACUUCAACUUCGACUUGGCAACAAAUUAUAAUUACUAUGUUGAAUGAAAAGCUACAACGAUGAAAGAAUACGAGUGGACCUGUCUAAUGAAAAACGAGUGGCGAUCCAACGACUGUUAAGCUUGAGGUUGAAGUGUCGUUGUACUUGUAAUAAUUUUUAUUUAUAAUAUUCAAAAAUAGCAGAGAGUAUGUGGGCAUGAGUUGCUCAUCUUCAUCUUCAUUUUGAGAGGUUGUCAGCUAUGAUCUCAGACUAACAUGACUACAAGAGGGCUCCUUGUGUCAUUCGUGACAAACAUUAUUUAACGUAAACAUUUCAAUUCUUUGUCGUCAAUGUCAAAUACAACAUGGGAUAAUUAUUCCCCAAUCCUCAUAGACUCUACAAAGCCAAAAUCUUUUUUCACUUUCACUACUGUCUACUUACUUGAAAACGAUGAAAGUGAAAGAGUGUUUUGAUGUGGUAAGACUCUAGUACUGAGCCGAACAAGAUAGCCAUAACGUAUGACUUCAACUCUAGUUGUGCCAAGCCAUGUUUAUAGCGUAUGACUUCCUCACUCCCAACCCAUAGAGGACUCUACUAAGCCACAAUAUAACGAAAAACAUAACGUAUGACUUCCCCAUAGACUACUUCUAGUUCUAAGCUAAAAGUGGUGGAAAAUGCCUUUCUGGAAGUAGGCGACUCCUCUUGUUGCGGCUCAUCCUCCCCUACAUCCAAAGAUACAGAUGCCCCCACGACUUCCAGCUCCACAAGAGAAAGCGAAAAGGAAAAGGCUACCUCCUCAUCUACUUCUUUUACGGCUUCGCUAUGAGCAGCAUCUGGAUGAUACAUUAUUGUCAACAUACUGCUCUAUUUCUAGCGAGAAGUCGUACAUAGUAGACAACUUGAUGAAUAUGCUCUACUGUUGUAGUAGUUGUUGGUGCCUCCCAUUUUCAUCAGGUAGCGGUGGUCGUCUAUCCCUAUAUAUAUAAUAGGCUUCCAUGUUCUUCAGAGAUAAAUCGUCGCUCACUAUUUGUAUUUCUUGACACAUGCAGGAGGGUUACAACAUCGUAGAUAGUCGUCUGUCUCUUCCUCUUCGUGUUAGCAUCUAUAAUAAAUAUAGAAGAACUCGACUGAAAAUCAGCACGUUAGAGCAGUUCAUCUUAUACUAUAAUUAUCUAUAAUAUUAUAAACCAAAACUUAUUUUGAGCGUUCAACAGGAGUGAGCUUACGGCCCGAGAUGUACUUACGCAAAUCAUUGCAAAGAUGAAAAGACGCACGGGCUAGAUGUACACGUCUGAGAUAUAUAUCUCGCGGCAUUUAUCUUAUAUAUACGCAAAUCACGGGAGAGGUGUACUCUUGAGAUGUGCUUACACUGGGGCGAUUCGUAGCAGGUUUCCAAAGUUCUACUCCUUUGAGAUGUACGCAAAUCAUGGGAAAGAUGUACGGGCUAGAUGUAUACAUCUCGCGCCGUAAAAGUGCCGCGCUUUUGAGUACAGCUCUCCCGUGACUCUGCUCCUGCUAAGGCUUUCGGCAGUACUCAAAACCCUGAGCCAACAGCACAGGCCAAGGACUAAGCUGCAUGGGAUGGACAAAAAACGAAGAGCGAAGCGCCUCAGCUUGAGACGAAUGCUAAUCAGCUGCAUGAAGGAAAGUCGCUGCGUCUGCGUAUGUGCUACAAUUAUGGCACACAUGGACGCAAACAAAUGCAAACAGCGGCAAGCAUCCAGCAGCUAUAGGCUGAGCAAAUGGGGACCCGCCUGCUUUUUGGAUAAGGCGCCUGAGUUGGCUCAAAGGGUCGGACCUUUCAAGCAGGUCAAAAGCAAGCAGCAAGCGCAUAGGGCUGCGCUUUUCGGAUAGGGGCCCUGAGCUGCGUCAAAGGGGGAGACCUUCCAAGCAGGUCAAAAGUAGCCAGCGGCCCCAUAAAGUAAAAGCUGCGCGCUUUGGAUAAGGGUCCUGAGCUGACUCAAAGGGUGGGGCCUUUCAAGCAGGUCAAAAGUAGGCACCAACCUCACAGAGGACGAGUGGCGCCGUUUGGAUAAGAAGGCUGAGCUGGCUCAAACUCAAAGGGUGAGACCUUUCAAGCACCUCAAAAGUGGGCAGCAAUCUCAUAGAGCGGCGCCCUUACUUUGGAUAAGGAGCCUGAGCGGACUCAAAGGUUAGGGCCUUUCGUCUCAAGCAGACCAAACGCAGCAAGGGCAAGCAGCGCCAUACAGUUGCGCUUUUUGAGUAACAGAUCUGAGCAAGGUCAAAGGGUUGGACCUUUCAAGCAGGUCAGAGGUAGAUAGCGACUUCAUAGAGUUGCGCUUUUUGGAAAAGGGGGCUGAGCUGGCUCAAAGGGUGGGACCUUUCGAGCAGAUUCAAAGUAGGCAGCAACUGCAUAAAGCUGCGCGCUUUGGGUGAGAAGUCUGAGCUGGCUCAAAGGGUGAGACCUUUCAAGCAGCUCAAAAGUAUGCAUAAAGCUGCGCGCUUUGGAUAAGGAGUCUGAGCGGGCUCAAAGGGUGGGACGUUUCAACUCAAGCAGACAAAAAAUAGACAGCAAUGCUGUAGCGUUGUGCUUUUUGGAUAACGGACCUGAGCAAGGUCAAAGGGUGGGGCCUUUUAUUUUUAAGCUGGUGCAAAAUAUGCAGCAACCUCAUAAACUUGCGCUUUUUGGAUAAGGGGCCUGAGCUGGCUCAAAGGGUGGGACCUUUCAAGCAGGUCAAAAGUAGACAGCGACCUCAUUCGCCUGCUCUGGUGGUGCUUGCAGGGUGGCGGUGGCUUGGUGUUGCUUUUGGGGUGUCGGCUCUCUGGAUCAUUGUAGGAAGGUACGCACGUGGAAGCUGGUGGGCCUUGUGGUGGAUGUGGUGCGCGAGUCUCCACGAAUUUCCAGCCGCCUGGCCUCGGGGGGUUGUCUUUCUGUUGGUGUCGUGUUCGCGUGUGUGUCGUCGGUCUUCAGCUUGUGCCGCGCAAUCGGGGGCGGCCCUCGUUCGUUCGUGUGGUCGGUGUCUGGUGUGGUGGCUGCCUGCGGGGUUUCUGCCGCAUUGGUUUCGCCGUCGUGUCGCUUCUUUUGUUAGUUUUAUAUAAGAAGAAGCGUGGGCCUUUUCGCUCCGGUGGCCUUGAAAAUUAGAAAAAUUUUAGCAGGCUUUUAGCGACUUAGGUUGGCCGUUGUGGUCUGGCUGAAGGCUUGACAGAGUAAGUGCCUCACAGAUAGCACACGUGAAGCAGCUGAAAAGUAGGCAGCAACGUGACGCCAUAGAGCUGCGUGAUUUGGAUGGAAAACCCAAAACGGCGCAAAGAGUAAGACCCUGCAAACGGGCGGAGAGUAGAACGGGGCCACCCCCGAGCUUUCUCCAUGGAAAGGGUGCGCUGUGGACGUUCUCACGGUGAGCGGAGUCGGGCGUAGUGCUUCGCCCAAAAUGCUGAGAACCGAAGACAAAAAGCUUGGGCCCCCCUCGCGACACUGCCACCCCGGAGACGCAACACAAUCCAAGGGGAGGGGGUCCACGCCCAAAACCCCCGCCAGGAAGCGCGUGAGGCUCUCACGGUGAGCGGAGUCGAUCGGCGUGCUUCGCCCAGCCACUACGCUGAGAACCGAAAGCGGCAGGCUUGGAGUGAUCUGCCUAAGUAUUUGACUCUCGGCCAAUGUAUUGGGUUACUCGUUUACUUCAUUCGCUUGACGUAGUUCCUUUUGGGUGUUUCGGGUGCUGCCGGGGUGAGUGUUUGCGUGGCACGUAGUAGCUUGUAGCACGUAGCUGCGGUGCUUAUUCCAUAGCCUGCCACUCUUUACGUAAUUCGUAGCACGCUGGUCGGCCGUGUGCGUGGGUUUUAUGUAACUCGUAGCAUUUGCAAGACCCUUCUGCCCUGCCCCGGCGUGUGUACACGCCGGGGGCACGUGGGCGGUGAUAGGUAUACUUUUGAAGUUAUUAAAAUAGUCGCAGUUAGACGAGUUGAAGUUCUUCUAAGAACCUUAGUGAAGAUACUAUUAAAGUAGUCCUCGCAGUUAGUGUUAGAGUUGGAGAUGGAAUCUUUAGAGUUGAAGAUAUUAAAGUCAAACACGUCGACGUCAUCUUCAGGAGCUCUAAUUCUUCUUCGAUCGCAUCCUCUUCAAGAUUAGCAGCAGAAUCGCCGCCGCAAGUAUCUUCCGCGACAACAACACCUUCCGAAGAACCAAAAUUAGAAGCACCGGCAACCCCCAAGGAAUCGAAAGUAGAAUCACCAGCAACCUCCGAAGAACCGACAUCAGGAGUAGAUGAAGAUCUAGAUCCACCACCAACACCAUCUCCCGAAGAACCAUCAUCCGAGGAACCAAAACCAGAAGCAGGAGCAACCUUCGCAAAACGAAAAUCAGAACCAUCAGAAGCACGUGAUGGAAGUUUUGACAGUGUAGCAGCCCAGCGGGCUGCACCUUCUGCAACAAAUCUAGAAGAUCCGGAGACCGUUAAGAUUAAGGCUACUUUUUGACAAUCUCAAACAAACUAUGCCGAGUAGAGUGCCGCUACUUGAUUUAAUGUGGGAAACAAAAUCGGAAAGGAGCCACUCUACUCACUGAGCCCCGGCUCGGAUGCAUAGUGAAAAUGAUCUACUUAGCCCUAACUAUUAAGCGGCGGAGACCUUCACUGUGAAAGAAAAUACGGAAAAGGAAAAGCGCCGCGAUGGGGUCAACGCUGCCCGAGAGCAGGAAAAAGAGGACAAAAGAGUUUAAGACCUUUGCUCAACCUCCUCCUCAACCGACAAUAUUACUGUGUACUAUGAUGUAUGAUGCCACUCGCACUCAUUGAGGGCGAGGAAGAUAUGGGAAUGUCGUCCCUAAGUAAGAGGAUAACGGGGGAGCGACAUUCCCCAAUCGACAUUCUCAAUGGGUGGAAGCCUUCGCAUUAGGCUAGUUCUAGUAUGCAUAUGGAUAUGCCCCCUUGUCCUUAUUAAUAUUAGCGAAAACUGCGACAGAUCAAGAAACGACAGAUCUUCAAGCGCUUCAUUUAAGCCUUCCCGCCUAUACCAUAGUUUUAGUUGUCGAUCUUGCAGUAAAUAAUGAGAAUCAUCCUUAGUAUAAGCCGAUCUUUAACGCGCAUUCUAAGGUGGGGAAAAGGAGCUUCGGAAAAAAAUGCCCGAAGACUUCCCUCAGUGUGAGGUUAAGGCCGAUUCUUGAUCCACGGAGUUGAGCUGGGAUUGCGCAGGAUCCCUAACCUAACCUAACCUAAUUAACCCAGAAACAUUGACAUGCUAAGUCAACUCACUCUUCAGCGUAGUAGUACUACUCGACUUCCACGCUGUUUGUUUCGGUUUUCAUUCUGAUUGGACGAACAUAGACGGACUACGUUCACUUCUACAACUGUCUUCUUGAAUUUAGAAAACAGUACUAGGGAGGAGGUGCCUACAGCUACAAACUUGUUACUUUUUUUCGAUUGAUAGUUUUAGAUUUUACUUAGUGUUAGUUCUUAGAGUACUAGCCUCUCUACAACAAAAACGUACUUUUUUCCCCCGAUCAAGAUCAUCUGGAUCACUCUACUAGUAAAGUCAUCAAUUAUAUACUUGCAGCUCGACUUAUUUUUUGAACAGAUAGAUACAUUGUCAUGGAUCUAAUACUUAGCUGCGUGUUGCUAUAGAGACGAAAGCACGUGGUGGCUUCCAUAGUGUAAGUCGAGGCCUUGAGAAUAUGGCCAAGAAGCUGUCCAGUGCUGAAGCGUCGAUCUCGAUACUUGCGGCACAAAUGAUGGAUGGCCGAGACCUUGCUGGGAUACGGGAAAGCACGAAGACAAAAAUUCUGGACCUGCGAUUAAGGCAAGAGCAUACUCAUUACAUGACCAUGCUGAGCAUACUCAUUACAUGACCAUUCUGAGAAUGAUCAUGCUACUUUGUUGAGAAUUCCUCUUUACAGUACGGCUUUUCUUCAGAAGAUUUUUUGAAUCCACAUACAGCAGACAACUAGACUACUAAAUCUGAAAGGGGAUCUUUCAUGAUUAUAGUGCCUAGAGAAGUACUUGCCUGACUUUUCUUUUUUCGGUUUUUGUUUUUUCUAGUUAGGUAUCGUAUAGGUAUGCUCCAACAACAUUAUUUUUGGUUAUAGUGCCUACACCUAAGAGAAAGAGUAAGAGGUACAAAGCAAUAUUUUUGAUUCAUUGAUCCCAGAGAGAAGAUGACGCAGCCGAUGACGAUUCGAGCAGAACAAGUUCACAGCAUAUUUAUCACUUAUCUUGUUCGUGGCACCGUAAGUUCUUCAAUCUCUUGAGUCUGGGACGGAGAAGGGAACUAGAUCCACCUGAAAAUAGCAACACCAAACUGAGUCUGAGAAGAAGAAGACGACUUAGCGUAAGCCAAAGCUCUAACGCAGAAACAGGCGGAAAAGGUACACCACAGGGCGGCGCAGUUUAUCAUAACAAAGAGGCGGACGACGUGGCCCGCAGCACUUCGGGAAUAAUAUGGCUGAAAAUAAAUCUGAAUCCACCUCCCUGCUGCUCAAAUAGAGGCAUCUUAAGCAAGUCCAAAUGUAUUAUUGAGCACAGGAUUAGCGCUUCACACGGUGAGGGGGAUGAGCGUUACCGCUUUGCCUAUCAGAUAAGGACUCGGGGCGUUCACUUAUCGACGAGAAUAAGUAUCGAAAACGACAAGGGCAGCUCAGACUUAUAGUCCUACUACCGCAGUGGAAAAUUGGUGUAGGUUGGGGCUAGCGCUCAAGGCCGAUAGAGCUUCGGCGUCGACGCUUGUGCGGUUUAUCCACUCAUAGAAUCCGCUGAAAAUCUGACAUCGCACUUUUGCAGCGUCAUUUUCUUUAUCGGUUGGUAGCGGCAUAUGUUAUCGACCGACUUAGGCCGUGUCCCACCUUCUGGGGCAAAGAAAGGCGCUCGGUUGCUAUUCUCUGCUACAUCUACACGCGAGCCAAACCAAUUCUAUUAGAACUGAUAGGCUACCGGGUUGCUGCGUGUUCGAUAGGAUUCAUCUUCUUGAGGGAGCAGCAUCAAAACCUAGAUAGCCGGAAAUGGGAAGGCUUUUUGCGGUCGUUGUGGUGUUUGCAACUUGGCAAGCCACCAGCUUCAGACUAAAUUAAAUCCGUACAGGGAAGUUCCGAAGGUUAGGCCUGGCUAGUGUGCGCGCGCUUUGCUUAAUCUGCUUAGUAAGCCUUCAGCGAAGGGCUUCGGCUCUAAGUAGAUCCUCGACUGGGUGACUAGCAUACUAGGGGGCUAGGUGACAGGGUGCCCUUGGUUCUCAGUUUCUCUAAGUCUCGUCAGGUCUUACUCAUCGGGCGCCGCUUAUCAUGAACACCGCAACAAACUCACAAGAAAGACGACGCGACACAUCUAGACUCAAGAGAGUUCAACCCUCUAAAAGACUCAGGAAUGGGUGCAAAAGACGGAAGCAGAGAAGGCUUCGAAGAUGGUGGCUGGCGGUUCGUCUGAAGAUGAUGAUGAAGCUACGAAGCGGAGGCGAGAUACAGUUGCUCGGGUACAAAAGAAGAUCGUCGACGGGCUGCUCGAUCGUGCGGUCGAAGCUGUAGCUAUGAUUUUUUUACUUAGACUUUAUUCGUUGAGUAUUAAUUUCCUCCGUGUUAGCUUCUUCCGUCUUAGUGGUAGCAUUUUUGCCAUUGGUGCCUUGUGAAGUCUUCUCUUUCAAAUUCAGACUCAAACUAAUCAUACGUGUGAGCCCUUUGAGGGUUUCAAGCUCUCCGUCUCCAAUGGGUGCAGCAAUGCAGCAAUGCAGCGCUGAGGACCAUAAUACAGCUACACUAACACGCUGCGCGGCCUAGUAGAGUUCAGCCUCUGCCUGGUCGUCGUCGUGGUCGUGCUGGUUGAAGAUAAGUACUUACUUUAGCACAACUCCUUUGAAUCUAUAAGGCGGCACUGAUUGAGAACGAAGCAGAGGGAAUGUCGUGGAGACACUCCUAAGGGGAGGCACUCCUAAGAGGUCGGAAGCACAUUAGGGGACGCCAUUCCCUUGCUGACAUUAUCAAUCAGUGGCGUCAUUCAUAUAACCUAGCUCCAUCUAGUCCUCUGCUGAGUCGAAGUUUUAGCUUGCAUUCUUUGAAUGGGGAAUGGCGCUAACCCUUGGCAUCUUUGCCCUGCUGGCCAGUAGGAGUAAGCGAGACGAAACUACUAACAGAACUGCGCCUAGUACUUUUGCCUCAUCGUUGCUAACUAGUAGUAGCGCUGGGUGGUAUUACAAUUACUACAUUAUAGUAUAGUGGUUAGUGCUGGCGCUACUUUUGGCACCAGUAGCAGUACUACCGCGAAGCAAAAAAUAAAAGGGAUGAAGUCGAUUAUUGAAGAAACCUAUGUUGCUUAGUCGUGUCCCUUCUUCAUCUUAGCUAAGCUAAGAAGAACGGUCGCCCGAUCUAUCCUCGCGCUCUACUUUCAGGACCUAGACUUACCACUACGUGCCUGACAAUAUACGAGACAGCGUCUACUUCUACUGCUAGACCAUUUUUCUUGUCCAUACAUUGAAGAUUAUUCAUUUGACACUAGCAGAAGCAGACUAUCUUCUAAUGAUCAAACGGUGGCGAGCCUCGUGGGGGAAUUGGAGUCGUCGUCACGUUUAUGAUCACUGAUAGAUUGAGAACGCGGCAGAGGGAUCACUGAUCACUGUUGUCCCAUGAAAAAGGGGCGCUUUAGGGAUCACUGUUGUCCCGGCCACAGGGGCGCUUUCGGGAUGCUUGUCCAUAGUUGUUCCCGGUCUUGGGUAUUUAAUCAGACCACUUGACUCGAUUCUGAUUCAGCUCGGGCCCUCGAUUGCGCCCGCCCCUUCUGAAGUCUCGGUCAGCAGUUGGCUUUUCUAUCCCUUUACUAGGGUCUACGCUUCCUCUUAAGCUUAACAUCCUUGGGAAUCCUUUCAGGAACUGUCUCGUCUUGCCAAAGGUACUUCGUGACCAUCUGAGACGCAACGAUGACGAUGCGCAACAGCUUUACUUAUUCUUACAUCUCAUGUCCCCACAGCAUGUGUAUGAUCUUCUUCGACAACAACACUUAGCUCUUUGUCGUGGUCUCAGUGUCAGCCUUCUUGUAAUUAAUAUAUGAUCUUCUUCUACAACACUUCCGGCUCGUCGUCUCAAUCUUUAUCUUCUUCUACUUCCCAUCAUUAUUAUAUGGUCUUAGUCUACAACUAUCCCUCGGCCUCGUCUCAAGCAGUGGUCUCAGUGAUUAUUAGAGAUGCAAAACCUUGCGAUUCGCCACUUCGACGACUUACUGACCCAAGCAGAGAGGGACACGCUCUUAUGAAGUAGAUCUGUAGUUGUACUUCUCAUAUUUUUUCAGAAACAAGAGCAAAAGGUUGUACUUCUUAUAAAUAUAAUUUCAGAAAUAAAUUACUACUAACUUUUGUUCUGUCUGCUCAAUCAUAGAUAUAAUUUCAGAAUGAAGGUGCUUUUACAUCUACUGCUGAAUAUCAUAUAAUUUCAUAAGGUGCUUCUACUUCUUAAUAUCUUUCAGAAAAUUACUACUAACUUCUCAAUCUCAUAUAAUUUCAGAAAUUUACUACUAACUUUUCAAUUUUUGAGAGUGAGAUAUCAUAAUCAUGGUCGUAAGCAAAAUAAGUUCAUAAUUCAUUUUCUCCUCUCAUGAUAAUCGAAGGAAAUCGGCGUCGAGCAAGUAGUCGACAACCAUCAAGACGAAGAAGUGCGUCCAGUGGUCGACGAGGCCAAGGCAGAGCCCACGACCGAGGCGGACGCGGCGGCGGUGCAGGCUACAUGUUAAGGGCUUCCAUAUUGCAUUCUGCACUUCUUACUCCAUACUCCAUUCAUCAUUUUUCGAGGAGUAAGAAGAGAACUUACUGACUUAUAUAUUAACAGGGAUGUUCUAGUCAUAGAAAUACUGUCAGACGACCACGUCUCUACGGUCAUCGUGAACGAUGGUAACAGGGACAAGCGCACGCAGAAUGCAAUGCGGAAACCUCUAAGUAUGAGCAGGAGGGACAAAGAUAUGAGACCCUGACCAAGAGAACGGGUGGAGGGAGGUUAGGGUCGGUCGCUG
This is a messenger RNA of Amoebophrya sp. A25, 10450 nucleotides long. Lineage: Eukaryota; Dinophyceae; Syndiniales; Amoebophryaceae. The record is from the annotation of a GenBank genome assembly.